Messenger RNA from Sycon ciliatum, 2360 nucleotides. RefSeq lists its product as uncharacterized. Lineage: Eukaryota; Metazoa; Porifera; Calcarea; Leucosolenida; Sycettidae. Gene Ontology annotation, molecular function: protein binding. Bases 496 to 1662 code for a protein of 388 amino acids. The record is from RefSeq and is a predicted model, not a curated record. The transcript is spliced from 8 exons.
GCCUUUGGCUACAUAAUAUACAGUGACAAUGACUGUCAUGAUGUUCACCCUGGCCUGGCCCUGGCCUCUCCUUUGCACAAUUGCAGCCUGAGAUUUAUAAUAGGUAGUUGAUCACAUGUACGCCAUUUGCAUGAUUUAUGGAGAAUGAAAAGGUUGUCAGAUCCUUGGUGCGGGUAGAGUUGAGCCGUUCCAUUCUAGACCCAUGAUCCAUUUCGUCGAUCAUCAGUUUUUGUUUUGUUACAGACUCGUCGAGCGGUUAGCAGCGAACCUUGUUGGGAGCUCUCCCCGUUCUCGUUAUCCGCGGAUAGGCGAAAGAAGAGACCCGAGUUCGAAGCUGCCUCGGACAGUCCGAGUGGAGGACGGUGGUUUUCUGGAUCACGGUAUCAAAGAGUUUAGUUGUUGUUCCUGGAGACUUGAGCACUCGAGUGAAGGUAGUGCUGGUGGUGAUCUUUGCCUUUGGUUGUCAAGAGGAGGGCGAACGGAGCGGCCAGUAAAAUGAGCGGUGGCGGUGUGCCAAGGCCAGAAGUGGUCAGCUCCUGGCUGAAAGGUCCCAGUUUCCCGACAUCGGGUCACUCGCCCAGCCUGCUGUGCAACAACCUGAGUGUAGCGCGCUGCAAGAGCGCCACCAGGGAGACAGGCCUGUAUGCUUUCGCCAGCGGACAUCAUUCGGUGAUGGCAUCGCGAAUCAGCGACUCGGCUGGCAAAUCUGAGGGGGUCAACGUGGCUCAGCUGACCCUGAUGAGGUUCAGUAGCUCCUCCAAGUACUUUAUGCCCAUCACUCAGGUCUCUCAUGUCAUGCUGGACCGAGACAGUCCGAUCUGGGUUGCUUGUGGCGUGUUUGGUGCUAUGAUAAACAGUGGUUGGGAGAAGCAGGUGAUUCUCGGGAAGUUACGCCUAGAGUCAGCCUCCAAAGAAGACAACCUGGGCAAGAAAGGGGACUGGUAUGCUGAUGAGUUUCUUCGUGGUGUUUGUGGCCAUGGCGGUGUACUGUAUCUAGGCCAUUCUUCGGGCGACAUCCUCCGGUGCACGUUGUCCCCUUCUGAGGAAUGGCCGACCAUGGCGAUUCGCGCCAAGGAGAAAGCCGACGGUGUGCCGGAUGACAAGCGGUCUGAAGUGACUAUCACACAGCUAUCCCGCUUCACCACCGAGCACCAUCAAGCUGCCAUCAUGGACCUGCACACGGAUGGAAAGACGCUGGUAAGCUGCGACGAGAACGGUGUCAUCGUUGCCUGGAGUCUGAACGGGAAGGAUCAAGCCAGGGUCACGGCAGUGUGCGACAGAUGGCGGCCACAUGCAUGCAUCACAGCCCGUCUGAUUCCGGGAGUGAACCUUGUUGCCGCUGGUUACAAGACCGGUCAUAUCCGCCUGUUGCGACCGGGUGACCUUAGCCUGGCUGUGGAGAUCUGUGCACAUGCCAAGACUAUGACUGCCCUGGAUGUGGCACGGAACCGAAUUGUGUCUGCUGGAGAGGAUAGCUACUGUCGUGUUUGGUGCGUUCAAGAGACUGCUGCUGGAGUGUACAAUGUUGAACAGGAGCACUACGUAUUUGCAGAGGACGGUAUAUUCACCGGAGUUGGCUUCAGCGGCGACGACGCACACACGUACUACAUGGCUAUGUAUGACCUACCCAGUAUACCCAGUGGGAACAGAGUGUUGCUGUGAGUUGCUGUGAGGCCACCAUGUGCUGCUGAUGGAGCUGUGAGGACCAGCUGUCACCGAUGGUGAUCUGUAGAGUACGGGCUAGCUGUGGUAGGCUUGAGCCAGAACAACCCAGAACCUUUGCUUGACUUUAGACAUGUUGCUGUUCUGGAAGCUCUUGCUUGGCAAGAAGUGUGCAGCGGAUAGCUGUAGGCUUCGAGAGUGCGGGGUACUGGAUCACUAAGAGAACACUCUGUGAAGUAUAGGUUCGAGUGGGAGAUGGAUGCCGCACAUGGCUACACUACAACUGAACAUGUGCAUACAACACUGGUGUCUGCACCGUAUGGCAGCAUUCCCCCUGAAACUGCCUUGUUCCGUACGCAGUCACCGUUGAAUCAUGUAAAAUGAACGUGGUGCAAUGUGUACAUGUACAUAGUGUACGCAGUGAGUCCUCCUGAGUAUGGAUGCAGCCAUUGACUAUACACUGGCCUGGUGCUCAUUGAUCUGAUCCCCUUGCAGUUCAGGAUACUACGACUAUCCGCACAUUCGUAUUAUUUCCAUUCAUAAUAUUAUUAUUUGUAGCAACGCGAUUGCUCAUAAACUUACCUGUGCUCUUUCUAUUGACGCCUGAAAGUAUAAUUCAUUAAUUGUGCACUUUGUGCAACUAUUUUUUCUUAAAAUAUUUAAAUUUAAUAGCAAUGCUAUUAAAUUUACUUCGAAGU